UUUUUUUUUAAAAAAAAACCACUACAUUAAGCAUUAGCCAUAUACAAUACAUCCAAAUAUGUAUAUCCAGACAACCAUUAACAAAAUUCUCGGACUUGUACCUACCUCCGUAAAAGGCAUGCACAUCGAAGCCAUGAAGACCAUCAUCCCUUUUGGUAUUGGCCUUAUCCCUGUAGCAUACAUGACCGUGAAGAUCUUCUCGAACCCAGGGUUCAGUACUGACAAGAGCAUUCCUAUUGUUCCUCUCAGACCAGGCGACUCUACUCAUGAUGCUGAGUACAGUGAGGACCCAGAUGCGUUCCUCAAGCGAUGUGAAGAAGAAUAUGGCCCAGUAUUUAACAUCUAUCUCCUCAACUUGGCUCUCACUGUCAUUUCUGGCCCUCAAAUCCGCGAAGUCCUCACUAACCCUGCCUUCUCUGCAAGUGACGCAAACGAAGAGAUCACACGUAUAACUUCAUACUUCAACUGUGGCCGGAAAAGCAAUAGGAAUUAUGGCAAUCAGGUCGUACAAUACCUUGUUCGUGAUACCGCCCACUACCUGCCUGUAUUUACCCCAAAAAUUGCAACACUGAUGGAAAAGGGCCUUGAGCAAGAAAUAGGCCACUGUCCUGCUGAAAAGGGAGCGAAAAUAGUUGAGGAACCAAUUCUUUUGAUUCGAAAGACAGUUGUUAACGCAAUGGCGAAUAUUUUCUUGGGUCCUGAGAUCGCCAGGGAUCCCAAAGUCAUUGACACACUUUUCUCUGCUUCUAUAGAUCUCAGAAGGGGGUUCAUCACUGGUAGUAGUCGAGUCUCAAAAUGGCGCGCCUUUUUGGAUCGAACUCACCUCAGACUUUUCCAACCGCUUAUGAAGCGUGCCCAAAUCCUGGCCGAAGCUGCUACUCCUGUGGUCCUUGAGCGCCGUCGUCUCGAAGCUCUAGCGAGCGAGUCUGGUGUUGUAUGGGAACGACCUGAUGAUGUCCUUCAAUCUCUGCUCGAUAGCUCUGACAAGUAUGGGUUCAUAGAUCUUGAAGAUGUUUGUGCUCAUGCUCUUAUUCUUGCUGGUGCAUAUGCCUUUGCAAUGACCGACGCCGCUACCAAUAUCCUCUAUUUCUUGGCAGCAUUCCCAGAGUGCGUGGGAAAGCUAUACGAAGAACUGCAGCAAGUCCUUGACACUAUUCAAACGGAGCGCGAACAAACCCGACAAGGAUACAGGGCGGAAGGAAAGCCUAUCGAUGAAGCUUUGGACCCAGCGCAUGACAGAGACAUGUCUGUAGAGGCAUUGAAGAGGAUGGUGUACAUGGACUCCUUCUUGCGUGAAGUCUUCAGGUACCGUAUUGAGCAUCUGAGGAUAGUGCACCGUGCGCUCGAGGAUAUUACACUUUCAAGCGGUAUUGUUAUCUCCAAGGGUUCUACCGUUAUUUCCAACACGAGAUCUAUUCAUCAGAGCCCUGAACAUGGGGAGGAUACAGCAGAGUUUAGGCCGUGGCGGUACGCCGAGAAGCGCAAGACUGCGACCAAAGUUGGGCCAGACUAUUUAGUUUUUGGCAUGGGAAGGAGGGCUUGCCCGGCUCGAUUCAUGAAUAUACAAGGGUUAAAAAUGGUCGGGGCAUUGGUAGUCUCCAAAUACUCCAAGAUUGAAAUCCAGGACCCUUCUAAAACAAAGGCGGCUCUUUGCACUCGUAUUGGUGAGCCUAUUGAUACUGGUCUGAAGUUCACUAGCCGUAAAUGAGCAGCGUAGUCUAUCGCGAAGUACUUAAUAUCCCGCAAAGGACUUGUUCACAUUCUCGCAUAGUAAUGAAGCACACAUACGUUUAUAUAUUUGUGUAUAUUAAAUUACAUAAAUGUCCAUAUGAUCCUUGCAACAGGAGCCAUGGAUUUAAAAGCCUAAAAAUAAACCCUUAUAUUGAGGCUUUCAACCUUCUGGUGAGCAGACGAUAUUGUGGCUGCUG
Messenger RNA from Lobosporangium transversale, 1928 nucleotides. Its product is annotated as cytochrome P450. NCBI's taxonomy places the organism in Eukaryota, Fungi, Mortierellomycota, Mortierellomycetes, Mortierellales, Mortierellaceae. The transcript is spliced from 4 exons. Gene Ontology annotation, molecular function: oxidoreductase activity, acting on paired donors, with incorporation or reduction of molecular oxygen; iron ion binding; heme binding. The coding region runs from base 59 to 1708 and encodes 549 amino acids. The record is from RefSeq and is a predicted model, not a curated record.